AUGCGCCUAUGUCGCUUUAGCUUCUGGAUCCAAUCUGACCGCUGGAAAGUCGAAAAUUCACUCUAUCAAGGAGAAUCCGACUAUGCCCAAGCUGGAGCUCAAGCGCUCAUAAUGGUAGUACGACUAGCACACUCAAUUUACAAAGCCAUCAGGGAACGCACUAACAUCCAGGACGUGACAAUCUACUCCGAUUCUAAGAUCGCUCCCAGCUGGACAGCAGCAGUGCCUGCCCAAAUUUCAGCCGGAGUUCCGGUGUAG
Molecule: messenger RNA, 258 nt
Organism: Necator americanus (New World hookworm)
Lineage: Eukaryota; Metazoa; Nematoda; Chromadorea; Rhabditida; Ancylostomatidae
Exons: 1
Coding region: 1-258 (85 amino acids)
Source: RefSeq, a predicted model, not a curated record